AUGGGGAACGUGAACGUCAAGGACGGUCUAGACUCCGUGGGCCUCUCCAGCCUCUCCCUUGGGAAUGCCGCGCUGGGCGGGGGGAGGGCCGCGGCGAGCGCGCAGCGCGCAGCGAAUUGGAAGGCCACCGGGAUCAUCGCCCUCAGGGACGCGCACCUGAAGUCCAUCCCCGAUGCAGUGUUUGAAGCUGCAGGAUCAGCACGCACUCUAGACGCAUCUAACAACAAAAUAGUUGAAAUCCCUGAAGCAAUCGGACGGCUGACAUCGCUGCAGCGGCUGGUUCUCCCCACCAAUCGCAUCGAGCGCCUGCCUGCUUCAAUUGGGCUGCUUACCUCCCUCAAGGCCCUUCAGUUGGAGAACAACCGAUUGACAGAGCUGCCAAACGAAAUCGGCUCGCUAUCUCGUUUGGAGCGACUAUCCAUCGCGAGCAACAAACUAGAGCACCUACCUGACUCUAUUGGCCAGCUCAUAGCAUUGGUCACUCUAGACGUCUCUUCCAACUGUCUCUCCAGCCUACCACCCACCAUCGGUAGCUGCUCUGCUCUUCAAGAAAUCUCGUUACAAGACAAUCGCAUUGCAGGUCUCCCCCCUUCAGUGGUUCAACUAUCCGACCUUCGCACUCUCGCCCUCGAUAACAACCGACUCACUGACCUUCCAGCCCAAAUAUUGGUCAAGUGUCAGCGGUUACACACGGUUACCCUACGUGGCAACGCGGUUACACUGGAGCAAUUCGAGCAGAUGGAGGGGUACGCUCAGUAUGAGGAGCGGCGGAAAACCAAAGUGGACAAACGGAUCGCUGCUAAUGUGUUGCUGAAUGACCAGAGUUUGGAUAUGGGCAUCGACCGCACGUGA
Closterium sp. Yama58-4 is the source of this 852-nucleotide messenger RNA. The record is from the annotation of a GenBank genome assembly. NCBI's taxonomy places the organism in Eukaryota, Viridiplantae, Streptophyta, Zygnematophyceae, Desmidiales, Closteriaceae.